Trichoderma asperellum CBS 433.97 is the source of this 702-nucleotide messenger RNA. The record is from RefSeq and is a predicted model, not a curated record. Lineage: Eukaryota; Fungi; Ascomycota; Sordariomycetes; Hypocreales; Hypocreaceae.
GGUAGUAUCGGAGUACAAGGCGGCGGCGCCGCUGAUAGGUCGCCCGGGAGGUACCUCCCACUGCCUUGCUGCACCGAAAGCAAUCGUGAGGAUGGAGCCCAACCCUGGGACGCAAAAGAAAAAAAAAAAGUGAGGAUUUUUUGGCGAGGCGAGAGGGGGGCAAGCGAACGAGGUGAGGGAGGAGAGAACAAGGCAAGACUCUGUGCUCUGAUUGUGGUUAGAGCAGCUGAAUGAGUCGUGAGCUCUGUGUUAAAUUGUAGGUAUGGAGUGGCGCUACCAAGGUUCCAUCUCAAGUUUUGUCUUAUUAAUCCACCAAGUGUGCUGUUUCACUGUUUGCGGAGCUUCUGCCAGCUGCGGCGCCGUGGAACAGCGCCCUCACAGCGCUGCCUCAGGUGCUGCAGCACCGCUAGCGCACCACUUACAGCGCCCUUAUAGCGCCCCGGCGCCCCAAUCUCCAGCCCCCACGCGGACCGUCUUGAUCUCCGCCUUGGGCUGGGCUUGUGUUCUGCCGCCUUCGACUGCUGACCAGGCCAUCACCAGCCUCAACGGGCAGACCAGCCAACCAACCACUUCUCCGGCCAGCAGCAGCAGCAACCACCACACAGACGUGCAGCUGCGCUCCGCCCUUCCAGCGCCUUUUUUCUGCGGUCCAGCACGUUUCUUGACCUGAGUUGAUUCGAUUCCCUUGGAGCGCCGUUACAG